AUGAUAUCCUUACCAGCGACGGUAGCUGGUGGAAACAACUUAGUUGCUCUUCCGCUGGAGCUUUUCUUAUCCAUCUUGUCUUUCCUACCUAAUCGCGAUAUCAAGGCUCUGCGCUUAACUGGCUCCUCUAUACGCGAUAGGGCGCGUCUGCGAUUAGACCGGGUAUUUCUAUCAGCUAAUCGACGCAAUAUCGAAGUCUUCCGCGCCAUAGCCAACCAUGAAACUUUCCGCCAGAGGGUCGUCGAGAUUAUUUGGGACGACGCACGCCUGAUUGACUGGCCGCUAGAAGACGCAAUUAAAAUCGGUGGCGAGCUCUACUGUCUCAAAAAUGGAGCUUAUUACGAGAAUAUCACCUGCGGUUGCAAUGAUCUUUGCGACUGCGACACAGCUAGAGGCUGCCCGGCAUGGUUCACUCGCGCAUGUAGAAAAAAUAUAGAGAACCUUACCAAUUACAAGCACUAUGACGUAUACCUACCAGGUCGUGUCCCACGAGCAUAUCAGGUUACAGCACAGCACCCAACUCGGCAGUCAUGGGAAUACUACCAGGGCCUACUACGAAUACAAAAAGCGGUGCUCGCAUCUGGAGCUGAUAUUAGCGCUUUUAGAUUUGGACUCGAGCAGUUUCCAGCUUUACAAAGAAUUACAAUCACUCCAGCUGGACAUGGCUUCUUAUUUGCUCCUUUAUACGAAACUCCUAUGAUUCGGGACUUCCCAUAUGGCUUCAACUACCCAAUCCCGCGCAGCUGGCCGAUUAUGCUCGACGGUAUACCUACAGAGGCUUGUGAAUGGGUUGCUGAUAGUUACGAGAUGCAGAGGAACCAGUGGCGCGGCUUCCAGAUCGUCAUGCGCGCGCUUGCGCAAGCAUGGAACCACCGUAUUACUGAGCUUGUUAUCGACGUUAACCAACUCCCUACCGGCUUGAAUUGUCGCAUUUUUGAUCAGCCAUGCCGCGAAUACGAUGACCUAGUGUUGUUACUCGAGCGGCCUAGCUUCAGCCGCCUCGACCUGUCCCUCCUCGUUGGCGGGCUAGAGCAUGACGACUGGCCAUCCUUCCGCCGCGGCCUUCUCCGCCGUGCCCUAGCUAAGGCAGUAGAUUUACAACAUAUUUCCUUAUGUACCGAUGUUAUCUUUGACCCGGCUGCCGACGCAUCCAUAUCCGAUAGUGGCGGCUCAAUAAAGCACUUUAUCCCCCUCCAGUCUAUCUUUCCAGUCGAGAGGUGGCCGCGGCUCCGUCACUUCGGUCUUUCAGGCUUCUUAGUAAUGCAGACUGACGUGUUGAAGUUGUUAGCGGCGUUACCUCCGACGGUUAGAUCUAUUGAGCUCAAUUUCCUAUACUUCCUCGACGGCGGAGGGGACUACUGUGACCUGCUAGUGCAAAUGCGCGACACUCUAAGUUGGCGUAAUAGAGCUGUGGAAGAGAGGCCCCGUGUGUCGAUUGGGACUGAGGAGAUCUCACUAGUGAGCAACCGUAGAGUCUGGGUGGAUGAUGAGGUGACCGAGUUUCUCUACUAUGACGGUGAGAAUCCAUUCUGGGCUCAGAGUCCGAACAAUAUCUUAAAGAAUAGUGGGAUAGGUAUUGUUAGGGAUGCAUUUGAGCCGGAGUACGAGAGGCCGUAUGUAAACUUGAGCACGCUGAUGAAGCUGGGGUACAAGAAGCAGGAAAAUUUUUAG
Molecule: messenger RNA, 1671 nt
Organism: Arthroderma uncinatum
Lineage: Eukaryota; Fungi; Ascomycota; Eurotiomycetes; Onygenales; Arthrodermataceae
Exons: 1
Coding region: 1-1671 (556 amino acids)
Molecular function (GO): protein binding
Source: RefSeq, a predicted model, not a curated record